Lachancea fermentati is the source of this 1875-nucleotide messenger RNA. Lineage: Eukaryota; Fungi; Ascomycota; Saccharomycetes; Saccharomycetales; Saccharomycetaceae. The record is from the annotation of a GenBank genome assembly.
AUGAAGAAUCUCAAAAAUGGAAUUUUGCUAAUAGAUGACUCUUUAAGUUUGGGAUUGGGUGAUUUGUAUCGAUAUAAAAUCACCGUUAACAAAACGGAGCUCGAUAAACAGAACAUAAAGAUCUCCGAACUGCAUCUGCUUUUCAAGAACACAGAAAGCCCCCUACUAAAGCCUGUCUACCUUACAGGACCGUACUCUUUCUAUGUGGAUAUCCGACCGUUCAAUUAUGAUGAACAAAAGAAGUUUGAAGGUGAGGAAGUGCAGUUUUCCGAAGAUGUAAAGCCUAAUGACUGCUUCAAAGGGAUUUUGAAAAUCAAUCAAAACUCUCGAGUUGAAGAUAGCGAAUUCUAUUGCUGGUAUAUCGAUGUCUUAUCACAACUUUCAGUUAUUACUUUACCUACCCUCAACUUCAGAUUAUGUGUAGCAACUGAGCAAUUGCAUGAGAUGCCGCUGGCGGACAUCACUCUUAUUGAGGGGUUUGAAUGCGAGAAGUGGGACACAAAAACGCUAUGGAAUCUUCCUCCGAAAUAUCCCAAGUUACCUGUUCAUCUUGUGAUUAUUACGCAUGGUAUCUUUUCUAAUAUCGGAUGUGAUAUGCUUUAUCUAAAAGAUAAAAUCGAGGCAGCGGCUAAUGGCACAGAAGAGGAAAGAAAUCCUAAUCUGAUUGUAAGAGGAUAUAUGGGUAAUGCUGGUAAGUCUAUGAGGGGUAUAAGAUGGCUAGGGAUACGGUUGGCUCGAUAUGUCAUCGAAACAGUUGAUAACUCCAAGACGAAAUACAACGUUAAAUACAUCUCGUUCAUCGGUCACUCUCUCGGUGGUCCUGUUCAAUCAAUGGCUAUACAUUAUAUAGCAGUGGAGAGACCGGAUAUUUUCGACUCUGUUAACGGGCUUGAACCUAGGAACUUCAUAACCCUGGCUAGUCCAUAUCUAGGUGUAGUAGGAGAUUUUCCUAAAUUCGUUUCAAUAGCACUGGAUAUUGGCGCUUUAGGUCAAACUGGAAAAGACCUCACCUUACAACGAACGUUUUGUUUGCCAAAGGAGGGUUUAAGAAGGAAGGAGGAUGGUCACCAGGGUCAGUAUAGGCACAAGCCUUUGCUGGAAAUAAUUCCAAGGUCACCUGCACUGGCCAUUCUGGAGCGCUUUCAAAAGCGUACUUUGUACGCCAACAUUCUUCAUGAUGGCAUUGUCCCUCUUAGAACAUCGGCACUACUUUAUUUAGAUUGGAAAGGUUUGGAUCAAGUUGAAGGUGCACGUAACCGUCGAGAAGGCCUUGAAAGUCAACCUUCCCAUGGAAAUGCAGAAACGAAGAAUACUGGAGAAAUCCCGGAAGAAAGCAUGGACAAGACAUCUGCAAUUAAGUGGGCACUUCCACAAUAUGCGGUAAGAAGAAAAUAUAAGAAGUACGUCAGAACCCAAAUAAUUGAUGCUAACGGUGAAGAGGAUUCUGAAAAGUCGUCGUCCAAUCCUAAAUCCUUUACACCUCCACCUCAGGCGUCGCCAUUUUUAUCUGCUGCACAUGUGCUAAUUGCACCGUUGCCCUCCCAAGAGUACUUCACAGACCCUUCAACGCGUGGUGAUAAGAUUGUUCAUGAUAAGAUGUAUCAUCCAGAUGAGCUGCCCCCGCCACACUACACUCACAGGAAGCUGAUAAAAAAAAUUAUAUUUCCUAAUGACAGAAUUCAUAGAGUACAAGAGAGAAUCGCAAGAAAAUGGCAGGAUACUAUGGAGUGGAGGAAGGUUCUGGCAGAUCUUCAGCCAGAUUCCCAUAAUAAUAUUGUCGUGAGACGUCGGUUUGUGAACUCCUUCGGCUGGGUCGUAGUUGAUCAUCUCGCAUCAGAACAUUUUGGUACUGAAAAUAUAUCCAACCAUGGCUAA